Molecule: messenger RNA, 1211 nt
Organism: Coturnix japonica (Japanese quail)
Lineage: Eukaryota; Metazoa; Chordata; Aves; Galliformes; Phasianidae
Source: RefSeq, a predicted model, not a curated record
UAUAGGAUCUCCCAUUGGGGUGGAUGGAUGACCCUAUAGGGGACCCCAGGCUCCUAUAGGGCCGUAUGGAGGUGCUGCCCCCCCUAUAGGAUCUCCCUUCCAUUGUGGGGGAUGGAUGACCCUAUAGGGGACCCCAGGCUCCUAUAGGGCCGUAUGGAGGUGCUGGACCCCCCCUAUAGGAUCUCCAUUCUGUAGGUGUUCAUGAUCAACCUGAGGCGCAGGGCUGACCGCAGGCAGCGCAUGUUGCGCACGUUGUACGAGCAGGAGAUCGACUGCAAGGUGGUGGAGGCUGUGGAUGGGAGGGCCAUGAACAGCAGCCAGGUGGAAGCUCUGGGUAUUAAGAUGCUGCCGGGCUAUAAGGACCCAUAUCACGGCCGACCUCUUACCAAGGGGGAGCUGGGCUGCUUCCUCAGCCACUAUGGGAUCUGGAAGGAGGUGGUCGAAAGGGGGUUGGAGAAGUCGGUGGUGUUUGAGGACGAUCUGCGCUUCGAGAUCUUCUUUAAGAGGAGGUUGAUGAACCUGAUGGAGGAGCUGGAAGAUGAAGGGUUGGAUUGGGAUCUGAUUUACAUAGGGAGGAAGCGGAUGCAGGUGGAUCACCCCGAGCAGCCGGUUCCGGGUGUGAGGAAUUUGGUGGUGGCGGAUUAUUCCUAUUGGACCCUGGGUUACGUUUUAUCUCUUCGUGGGGCCCAAAAGUUGCUCCAGGUUCAACCCUUGUCCAAAAUGCUGCCGGUGGAUGAAUUCCUGCCCGUCAUGUUCGACAAACACCCCGUCUCCGACUACACGAAGCACUUCCACCCCCGUGACCUUGUGGCCUUUUCCGUCGAGCCCCUCUUGGUUUACCCCACUCAUUACACGGGGGACGACGGUUACGUCAGCGACACGGAGACGUCGGUGGUGUGGGACAACGAGGCCAUUAAGACGGAUUGGGAUCGGGCUAAAUCCCAUAAGAUGAAGGAACAACAACGGCUGAAACGGGAGGCCCAGAACUCCGACGUCCUUCAAUCCCCCCUCGACAGCACGGCAAGGGAUGAGCUAUGAUGGUGAUGGUGAUGAUGAUGAUGAUGAUGGAGGGUCGCCUCAAUGAUGUCAGGCCUGGUGAUGAUGUUGAGGCCUUGGUGGGAGGCGCCAUGUUGGGCCUGGGGGAUCGUCGGCCUUGCUGGCCUCCAUUGGGGGGGUUUGGUGCCUCUAUUGGGGGGGGUCUUGGCUUCUCC